ACAGGGCGGCCGGGUGCAGGCAGAGAAGAUAAAACUCAUCAGUGCUCUGAAACAAACAGCUGUCGACCAAAGGAAUCAUUUGAGAUAUAUAUAUAUAUUUAUUUAUAUAUAAGUAAACUUUGUCUUCUAAAGGAAAUGGUGAAAGAAAAGAAAAAAGCCGACAAAAAAGGAGAUAAGUCUGCCCGCUCUCCCUCCUCUCUCUCUGAUUAUCCAGAGUUUUCUAAAGAUGGCAACACCCCCAGGCCAGAGAGUUCCCCAAGUGGUAUCCCACAGUUGGAAACACAUCUCAACAAAAUAGGACCCAAAAGAGAUUCAAAAAAAGAGAACCGGCGAAAUGAAGAUGCUACUCACUAUGAAGAGCCCGUUCUGACCAAACUCAUCGUGGAAAGCUAUGAAGGGGAAAAAGUCCGUGGUUUGUAUGAGGGAGAAGGCUUCGCGGUCUUUCAAGGAGGUUGUACCUACCACGGUAUGUUCUCAGAAGGGCUUAUGCAUGGACAAGGGACUUACAUCUGGGCUGAUGGAUUGAAAUACGAGGGGGACUUCGUGAAGAACAUCCCCAUGAACCACGGCUUGUACACGUGGCCGGAUGGCAGCACCUAUGAAGGGGAAGUCAUCAACGGCAUGAGGAACGGGUUUGGUAUGUUCAAAUGCAGCACCCAGCCUGUGUCCUACAUCGGCCACUGGUGCCACGGCAGGAGACACGGGAAGGGCUCCAUUUACUACAAUCAAGAGGGCACUUCAUGGUACGAGGGAGACUGGGUAUACAACCUCAAAAAGGGCUGGGGAAUCAGAUGUUACAAAUCUGGGAAUAUAUAUGAAGGACAGUGGGAAAACAAUAUGCGCCAUGGGGAAGGAAGGAUGCGGUGGCUGACGACAAAUGAAGAAUACACUGGCCAUUGGGAGAAGGGAAUCCAGAAUGGCUUUGGAACGCACACAUGGUUUCUAAAGAGAAUCCCUAAAUCCCAAUAUCCUUUGAGAAAUGAAUACGUAGGUGAAUUUGUAAAUGGAAAUCGUCAUGGACGUGGAAAGUUUUACUAUGCCAGUGGAGCCAUGUAUGAGGGAGAAUGGGUUUCCAACAAAAAACAUGGCAUGGGCCGAUUAACUUUCAAGAAUGGGCGUGUGUAUGAAGGCCCAUUUUGCAAUGACCACAUAGCAGAGUUUCCAGGUGUUGAAACUGAUUUAACAAGUCCGCUGGACCUCCCUUCACCAGCCAUCCUCAGGAGCAGCAACCAGAGAUCUGCCACUAGCGCUGAAAUUAUCAGAAAGCUUGAUGGCAGUGAAAGUAAUUCCAUGUUAGGAUCAAGCAUCGAACUGGAUCUAAACUUGUUGCUGUACAUGUACCCUGAGAAAGACCGACCAGAAGAAAAGAAACAGGUAGAAUAUGCUAUCUUAAGAAAUAUUACAGAAUUAAGAAGAAUCUACAGCUUUUACAGCAGCCUAGGAUGUGAUCACUCUCUAGAUAAUACCUUUCUGAUGACAAAGCUUCACUUCUGGAGAUUUCUAAAAGAUUGCAAAUUUCAUCACCAUAAAAUAACCCUUGCUGAUAUGGAUAGGAUAUUACAUGCCAAUAAUGACAUACCAGUUGAAGAAAUUCAUUCUCCAUUUACAACAAUACUUUUGAGAACAUUUUUGAAUUAUCUCCUGCAGUUGGCUUACCAUAUUCAUCACAAAGAAUACCAAAAUAGAAGCCCAUUGCUCUUUCUGUGUUUUACAAAACUGAUGACUGAGAACAUUCAUCCAAAUGCCUGCCGCGUAAAAGGCAACUUAUUCAGUGAGCAGCAGCGGACAAUCUAUUCCAUGAAUUACAUUGAUAAGUGCUGGGAGAUUUACGUAGAUUACUGCAGACCAAACGCAGGUCCUCCGUAUGAGCUGACGAUGAAGAUCAGGCACUUCCUCUGGAUGUUGAAAGACUUUAAAAUGAUAAAUAAAGAACUAUCAGCAACAAAAUUUGUGAAGGUCAUAGCAGAAGAUAAUCCUUUCAUACAUGAUGGAAUUGACAGCAACUUUGAACUUGAGUUGGUGUUCCUUGAAUUCUUUGAAGCUCUCUUAAGCUUUGCACUCAUCUCUGUUACUGACCAAAUGACUAAAUCAUAUUUAAAUGUUCCAAAUGACGAUGUGUCUGGAACCAAAUUUGGAAGUGCUCACACAGCCCUAAAUCAGAGCACUCAGAACAGAAGUCCAAGUGCAGUGAUGAGCCACGAUUCUGACAUUCACGUGACCAGCCCCAAGUCCUCUUCCAGCAAGUUAGGGCUGUUGUUUGAUACGAGCAGGAUAAAGAAAGCAGAGAUGAAGAGGUCGCUAAGUGAAGAAAGAAUUUCCAGAAUGAAUUUUAAAUCUUCAGGAAAAGGAUUUUCCUUUUUUUUAUUUCAAAAUGAGAAAUCAGAAAAACCCAAGGACGAACAAAAGGAAAAACUUAAUGUGUGGGUCAGUCAAAUGUACAUCUUUUUUGUGAACACACUCUUCCAAGCAUACAAACAUGAAGAAACUCUAAAGGAGAAAAUAAAGGAGAAUAGAUUACAUUAUGCAACAAUGGCUCAACAGAGGAAAAUUGAAAACGAUGAACUGGAAGCAAGGCUGACUAUCCUGAGAGAGGAAGAGGCCAGAAGACAAGACUACGAGGCAGAGGCUACCAUGAUAAAGGAGCCGGCAGAGGCCCCCUCGUCGCACUUCACACCCAGCCCUAAGGAGGAUACCGCGGCUUUCCAAUCCAGCAAGCCCAUGACUAGUAAGAAGAAGAAAAAGUAAAGGCUACUCGGUAAUGUAAAAUCAGCCACAAGAACAUGCAAAUGUAAAAGCAGCUUGGAACUGUGAGCGCUGUACCAAGUUUAAUCACCAAUAAAAUAGUUUGCAUUUUACUUCUUACCCUGGUCUUUUGGAGGUACUAGGACCUUAGCCCACUCCGUUUCUGUUCUCUUAUAC
Choloepus didactylus (southern two-toed sloth) is the source of this 2919-nucleotide messenger RNA. RefSeq names its product radial spoke head 10 homolog B (gene RSPH10B). Lineage: Eukaryota; Metazoa; Chordata; Mammalia; Pilosa; Megalonychidae. The coding region runs from base 136 to 2745 and encodes 869 amino acids. The transcript has 20 exons. The record is from RefSeq and is a predicted model, not a curated record.